Messenger RNA from Anguilla rostrata (American eel), 2738 nucleotides. It is a transcript of the gene mcoln3b, whose product is annotated as mucolipin TRP cation channel 3b. The record is from RefSeq and is a predicted model, not a curated record. Gene Ontology annotation, molecular function: NAADP-sensitive calcium-release channel activity. NCBI's taxonomy places the organism in Eukaryota, Metazoa, Chordata, Actinopteri, Anguilliformes, Anguillidae. Bases 355 to 2031 code for a protein of 558 amino acids. Gene Ontology annotation, cellular component: plasma membrane; lysosomal membrane. The transcript is spliced from 14 exons.
AGUGGAUGUUGGUAAACACCUUCAGAAUGUGUUUAUGUUUGAGAAGAAACAUGUCUUGUUCUUUCUGAUAUUGUCAAACAUAGCAAUAAAUACAGCAUAAUUCAUAUGCCCAUUUUAUUUUCUAUUAUGGCCAAGAUCUAAAACUAUUUUGGCUAGAUCGUGUUCAAGUAGCUUUAAUUCACAAAAACAUUGAAGAUAAGACUACAAUUGAAAUAGUCUCAGUUUCUACUUGGAUGCGCCUUGCUACGAUGAGCAAUGCGCAGCCUUUUUCAACCGUGUUUCCAGCACAGUCUAUUUGCAAAUCAUAGGUGAUUAAAGUGGUUUGGUUCUUUCAGUUGAGCAUCAUUGAAUGAGAUGGAGGAGUUGGAACAACCUGUGGUUAACACAUCUAUGAGUGACCCCUCUUCUUGGGCCAACUCUGACCUGGACCUGGACUCGGAUGCUGUUGAGAAUUUCAGGAGGAAACUCAAGUACUUUUUCAUGAAUCCAUGUGAGAAAUUCAGGGCACGUGGGCGAAAACCAUGGAAGCUGAUGUUGCAGAUUCUUAAAAUUGCCGUUAUUACAAUUCAGUUGGUCUCUUUUGGACUAAGUAACCAAAUGGUUGUUACAUUCAAAGAAGAGAAUCUGAUGUCAUUUAAGCAUCUUUUUCUGAAAGGAUAUAAUGACCAGAGCUCUGGCACGUAUGCUGUGUACACACAAAAUGAGGUGUAUGAGCACAUCUAUUUCAUAAUUGACCAGUAUUUACACCUGCAUAACAUCACUGUGGGAAACCAUGCUUAUGAGAAAAAUGGUGGAAUCUAUACACCACUGUCCCUCUGCCAGGAUUUCUAUAAAAAUGGAAGCAUUUGGCCUGGGAAUGAGACCUUUGACAUUGAUGCUCAGAUUGAAACAGAAUGUAUUGAAAUACACCCACUAAAUCCUUCAGCAGAAGCUAAACUUGAUGCAACUUGGCUGAAUUUCACUCUGUACUUUAAAAGACUGUUAUCUGUGGAUAUUGACUUCACGCUGAAGGCUAUAAAUCUUCAGACAGUACGCCAUCACGAGCUGCCGGACUGCUAUGACUUCACUGUCAUGAUAACCUUCGACAACAACGUUCACAGUGGAAGAAUACAAAUUAAUCUAGACAAUGAAGUUGACAUCAAAGAAUGUAAAGACUGGAACAUAACAGGGGCAUCUGCCCGGAACAUCUACUAUAUCUUGCUUUUUGAUUCCUUCAUCAUUUUAAUCUGCUUGGCUUCCCUAGUUUUAUGCACCCGAUCAGUUUGCAGUGGGGUCCAACUUCAGUUCGAAUACGCUGCCUUUUUCCAGACAUGCCACCAUAAGAAUGUGAGCUGGUCUGAAAGAAUGGAGUUUGUAAAUGGCUGGUAUAUUCUUAUCAUCAUCAGCGACUCACUAACCAUUGUUGGUUCCAUUCUUAAAAUUGAAAUUCAGGCAAAGAAUUUAACAAGUUAUGAUGUCUGUAGCAUUUUGCUGGGGACAGCCACAAUGCUCGUCUGGGUUGGAGUCAUUCGGUACUUGGGCUUCUUUAAGAAAUACAAUAUCCUUAUCCUGACCUUGAGAGCGGCUUUUCCAAAUGUGAUCCGGUUCUGCUGUUGUGUGGCCAUGAUCUACCUGGGUUACUGCUUCUGUGGUUGGAUUGUUUUGGGGCCUUACCAUGAGAAAUUCCGAACCAUUAACACUGUGUCGGAGUGCCUGUUUUCCCUCAUCAAUGGAGAUGACAUGUUUCCGACUUUCAAGAAUAUGCAACAGAAGAGCUACCUGGUCUGGCUGUUCAGCAGACUGUACCUGUACUCCUUUGUCUCACUCUUCAUCUAUAUGGUGCUCAGCCUCUUCAUCACGCUCAUUACUGAUACAUAUGAAACUAUUAAGCAACACCAACGCGAUGGUUUUAUUGAGACGGACCUGCAAGCAUUCAUAGGAGAGUGCAAAGACCCCCCCAGUUCAGGAAGGUACAGGGUUGAAACAAGUUCUACAUGCUUCUGCUGCUGCUCUUCCAGGUUUGAUGAAUCUGAAGAGAAGCUACAAUGUUAGGCUCAGGAAGUUGUGUUUUCUGCAGCCAUUGCACAUUUGUCUCAGAUGCCAGUGAAAUGAGUGCCCUUCUGUUUACAUUCAAUUGUGUUAAUGAGUUCUCUUUCGUUUACGUUCAGUCGUGUUAAUGUAUAAACCAUGCUACAUAUUACAAGUACUUGAAUGUGAAAUAUCAAUAUUUUCUAUGAAAAGUGAGUAUUAUUAAGAUUUUCAGUAGCCCAACAAGGCUCUGCAGUGAUACAUUUUUCUCUUUCUUUUUGAAGUGCCUGCCUUAAUAGACUUUACACUUAUGUUGCCACAGCUGAAUGGAAAUCAAAAUGAAUAUGUUGACCACUUGAAUGUGUUGUUCUUUUGUAUCAAUGGCCAUUCUCAAAUCACCUCAACGUCACCCAGUGAGGGAGGACCCAAGAUGGAUGGAUAAUUCUGUUCCUCAUCACAGAAGGCUGCAAACACCUGCAAUCUUUACAAAUUAAACCGUACUCUAGUGCAAUAACUACAUUGUACAGCUGGAGGAGGAUGUCAGGAUAAAACGAAACAGCUGGCUACGUGCAAUACAUAGACUUUUUUUCAAUGGUGGGACGGGCCUAUUAUACUAUAACUACUGGACAUUUGAAAUUGCCAAAUGGAGGAAUUAACCAUUUACAGUAAUAUCCCCUUCAAAAUAAAGCAUUAAUUCAUUAAUGUGAUUUGGCGAAACGUAAGAGGCUUGU